GAAACAUAACCUAUAAAAGUCGAACCUCACGAAAACGUGUCAGUCUCCAAAAUAUACCGAUGAAAUUAUUAGAAAAAGUGCAGAUCCUUUUCCGAAGAUAGUUGGCAAAGUGCUGACGAGAAGCCCUCUCGUGUUUUGUACCCAAUUCGGUUUAUAGCUUGGAAAAUCGAUAAAAUCAAGGAAAAAGCGCAAGCGUAAACUGGUAGUGACGCAAACCCGGAAAAUGCACGUUCACCACAGCUGCAUUAUUUGCAAAACAAUAAUCUAUUUUUUCCAAAGAGGAAAGUGAAGUGUCAGUUUUUGCUGAAUUGUCUUCCAACUAGAAGUGAUAAAUUUCGAUUUUUACUAAUUAUAAGGAGAAUUUGUUUUUAAAUGGCCCUUGACAAACGGACGAAAGUCUAUCUCGGAUUCGAGGAUGAAUAUGUUACGGACAAGAAUCGAAGCCUCGUCAAUUUCACGACUGAUAAAAUAGGAGGCAAACCUGAUUGGCACAGUGACAAGACAAUAUCAUGUCCACAAUGUAGACUCUGUGGCUUGCAUCAAAUCUUAGCACUGCAAAUUUACGCAGCUUUAGAAAAUUCAAAGUACCAUCGAACUCUUUACAUUUUCGCUUGUACGAAUCCUAAUUGCUGGAAUCAAAAUGAGAGCUGGACUUGCUUACGAGUCCAGUCUCUUGAAGAAACUACUACUCAUGCCGAGCCUAUGGAAUCCGAAAGUUUAACAACUCCAUCAACUACCAGUUGGUUGCCUGAUGAAGAUGAUUGGGGCGACACAUGGAAUGAUAAUGCUUCCGAACAAAAUGGAAAUAAUCUGCUUCGAAACGAUCCAAACCAGUUCAGUCUUUCGACGCAGAACUCGAGUUUUGAGGAAGAUUUGAAUGUUGAUUUUUCGGAUCUAAGGGUUGACGAUCCAAAUGCUAACAGUCCAGCAAGUGUGGAAUCUCCAGUCGGAGGUGGAGCCGUUGGAAGAGUCGAUUCCCUCCAUGCGACCGCAGAAAUCGAAGGCGAAGAGAGCGAGGUCGUCUGCAUUGAUACUCCAACUCAGCCUCAGUGUGACUUGAUAAGCUUGUUACACGAAGUGACGCCCUUGCCACUCCAGCAUGCCGACUCCAGGAGCACCCUGACUUUCACCGAAAUUUUUAUCUCCAUUUUCGAAGAAUAUUCUCACGCGGAAGUGCCUCAGCAUGUGCGCGAUCUCUUUUCAGAGUAUCAGCGAAACGAUCCGGAUUCCCUUGUUGCUCCAGAGUCUUCCGGGGACGCUAAAAUGUCAGAAGGUGGUGCUGAAAAGUACGAGAAGAGUGUUCCAAAGCACGGUGAUGAGAUGUUCCAUGAACUCUUCAUGCAAAUGCAGAAAAAUCCUGGACAGAUUUUAAGGUAUUCGAGAGACAACAGUGCACCUUUAUUACUCUAUCCAAUGGGAGGCUGUGUUGGCAGAUGUAGACAUUGUGGCGACGAAAUGACAUUCGAGCUUCAAGUCCUUCCAACCAUCAUUCCCAAGCUCAGGUUACAACCACGCAGUGAUUUAAAAUUAAAUUUCCAACUUGAAUUUGGAACCGUCUUGGUUUUCACCUGCGUGAGAAGCUGUUGGUCUCCCACCGACUCUUAUCGGGAGGAACACGUCAUUGUUCAGGCAGAAAGACUGUAAUAAUUUAGUAGAACAAUUAUCAACGUUUUUCGACUUAUACAAAAUAUUCAGGGUGUCUAGCGUUUUUCAUCGAAACCAAAAAAUCCACUAUGAAAAGAAUUAAAAUUCUUGAUUUGAACAGGGAUUCUUUAACAAGAAUUUGAUUUCUGAGUUGAAAUGAAGAAUAUUUUUUUUAAAGAAUUAAAAUUCUGAAUUUGAACUGGUGGAAAUGUUCAAUUUUUAACAAAUUCGGAAUUGGAAUUGGAAUUUAUUCAGGAGAAUAAUAAUUAUGAAUCGAAAAUUGAGUUGAAACGUUUUCUCCGAAAAAAAAAAUCCUGUGCUUUUACAGGUUUUCUAGGACAAGAAAAAAUUAAUUUUUUUAGGUAUCUUUACUUUUAGAGAGAAAAAAUACUUUUACGAAACUUAAUCUGAAAUUAUGGCCAAAAACCUCAUUUUUGCAACUUUAACAUCAAUUUAAUGACAUUUUUUUAUUCCAAUAAUUUUUUUCUAUUGAAUUUGAUUGACUUAUCAAAUUUUAAGCUAAUUUGAAUUUAAUUUUUAAUCAAAUUGUUGAAUUUUUAACCUGCAAAGUUAAAUUUGAAAUCAAAUGGUCGAAUUUUAAACAUAAAAGAUUAAAAGUCAAUAAUAAAUAGUUGUAUCUUCAAUAGAGGGAUUUAACAUUUAGAAAGACAAGUUUAAUUCUCAAUAAAAAAGGCGAAUUUAAAAUCGAAAAGGAUCAAUUUUUUUUAUUC
Molecule: messenger RNA, 2375 nt
Organism: Belonocnema kinseyi
Lineage: Eukaryota; Metazoa; Arthropoda; Insecta; Hymenoptera; Cynipidae
Gene: trus
Product: programmed cell death protein 2-like
Exons: 4
Coding region: 373-1644 (423 amino acids)
Cellular component (GO): cytoplasm
Source: RefSeq, a predicted model, not a curated record